UGGGCUUCCAUGAUCCUCUCUUUUCUAACGUAACGUUGAGAGAAAACGUGGUGGUACUUAUCAAAAUGCAGGUUCCACCAAUUUUUAUGGAAUUGCCCUUAGAAGAUCAGGCACAGGAACUAAGGGUAUAUUUUAAAAGUUUGGGCGCUGAAAUAAGCGAAGAAAAGUCUCCUAAAGGUAUAGAAGAUGACCUACACAAAAUUAUCGGUGUAUGCGAGGCCUGUUUUAAAGAAGGAAAUGAAACUGAAAUAGAAACUGUUUUAAAUGAUAUUGUAUCGAUUUUGAUAGUGAUUCCUACAGAACGAGCUGAAAAUUUAAUAUUAGCCUUUUGUGAAAAGUUAACAAAAGCUCCUGGUUAUAAAUUUGGUUUAGUUUGUUUAAAAGCAUUGUGGCUAUUAUUUCAAUCCCUUUCAGAUGAUUCUCCAAUGAGAUAUCACGUGUAUUAUCACUUAGUUCAAAUUGCUCGUAAUGUUGAUCAAGUUAAAGCAGUAUAUAGUGGAAUAGAUCAGUUGAAGCAACAAUUUGCAUCAUUCCCACCAUCAAAUGAACAAAUGCAAAAGCUGCUGCGACUGCUUCAUGAAGUACUGCUAAGUUGUAAACAGGGGGAACAAGCUGCUGCAGUUAUGGUUGAACUCUUAGGUACUUAUACUGCUGAAAAUGCUUCUGCUGCCAGGGAAGAUGCACAACGUUGUAUUUUGGCUGCAUUGGCAGAUCCAAAUACUUUCCUGCUUGACCCGUUAUUAGCAUUAAAACCUGUAAGGUUCUUAGAAGGAGAACUUAUUCAUGAUCUCCUCCUUGUAUUUGUCCAAGACAAACUACCCGCAUAUUUACUUUUCUAUCAACAUCAUAAGGAAUUUGUGGAACACCAACUUGGAUUGAAUCAUGUACAAAAUAUGAAAAAGAUGAGAUUACUCACAUUUAUGCAAUUGGCAGAAACAAAUCCUGAAAUGUCAUUUGACACAAUUCAAGAAGAACUACAAAUUACUGAAGAUGAAGUAGAAAGUUUUAUUAUUGAUGUACUGAAGACGAAACUGGUUAGAGCUCGUAUGGAUCAAGCAGGUCGUAAAGUUCUUAUUUCAAGCACCAUGCAUAGAACAUUUGGUCGACCACAAUGGAUGCAGUUACGUGAUUUACUUGCAGCUUGGAAAGCAAAUUUAUCUGCUGUGCAGGAGGGUAUGAAAUCUGUAGCUGCUGCACAAAUGGAACUUGCAGUAAAAAAUAAAGCCACGAUUAAUCAUUGAUAAUAUUUAAAUUAUGUUCAUAACAUUCAUAACUUGCAUAUACAGACGUUAAUUGCAAACUGAAAUUAUUUAAUUUUUUAAUUAAUUCAUGAUCCUGUCUGAAUAAACAUACAUAUUGUAUGUCACAGUAUUGUUUAUAAUAAAAUUAAUCACGAUUAAGAGAACGAAAGAUCGUUUACGAAGUUUGUAAUUAAUUACGUGACAUUUCAUAUUGUACAGUGUACUUUUGUGAACUACCGCAAUAUUAUUGUUUCAUAUGAACCAUCUUCAAAAGGAAAUAAAUUUUGUAAUGUAUUAAA
This is a messenger RNA of Megachile rotundata (alfalfa leafcutting bee), 1540 nucleotides long. It is a transcript of the gene eIF3m, whose product is annotated as eukaryotic translation initiation factor 3 subunit M. The record is from RefSeq and is a predicted model, not a curated record. Gene Ontology annotation, biological process: cytoplasmic translational initiation. NCBI's taxonomy places the organism in Eukaryota, Metazoa, Arthropoda, Insecta, Hymenoptera, Megachilidae. Gene Ontology annotation, cellular component: eukaryotic translation initiation factor 3 complex; cytoplasm. Gene Ontology annotation, molecular function: translation initiation factor activity.